Coregonus sp. 'balchen' is the source of this 1306-nucleotide messenger RNA. NCBI's taxonomy places the organism in Eukaryota, Metazoa, Chordata, Actinopteri, Salmoniformes, Salmonidae. The record is from the annotation of a GenBank genome assembly.
GGGAGUGAUGGUACUCAGGGAAUUCAGACAUAACUUUGCAGAAGGAGAACAAACCCGCUUCUCAAAAUACCCAAAGGGGUUCACAUUUAUUGCCUGAAGUAAAAAGGUUCUAAAUGUUUAUCAGAAUGAAGAAAUCUGGAGACAGUGGCAGUAAAGUAUCAUUUACCUCAGUUUCCAAUUUUACUAUUCAGUCAAUUCUUGGAACUGGGUCCGAGGACGCGCACAAGGACAGUUCUGAUUCUAGUUCCAGCGCGGCGCUGCUGCAGAGACAACGCAUGCGCUCAGUGUCUUCAGAAGGCUUCAGCGGUGGGGAGGAUUCUACAGACUUCUAUCCUUUACCCGGAGUAAAGAAACCAUGCAAUGACCUCAACGAUCUCACACUUCCUUGCCUAAGUAAGUGAAAAUGCUUUUGUAAAAUGUGUUGUUUUAUUGGUAGCCUACUUUAUAGUUAUUCUGAUAACAAUAACAAUAUCACAUUAUUAUUAUUAUAAUAAACAUAUAACCUAUUAUUAUUUCUAUUGAGUUAUAAGAUAUUAUUAUGAUGAAGAAUGAUCGGCUACAGCAUUGGUUUUAUUUGCUUGCUUAUUAGAAGUCUAUUCGAGAUCUUUCGGCUACUGAUAAAAAUAUGAUUUUAAACUGCUUGAUGGAGAGAAAAAAGUUACUUGGUUGAUUUUAAAUUAUGCUGUGUUUUUAACACAAUAACAAGAUAGCCAAGUUUUUUAUUUUUUUUUAUAAACAUUUGGAUUGAUUACCUUGUUUGCACUAUUUUAGGUGACAAAAACAAACUAAUUCUGGGGCAAGAGAAGGUGAAGAGACAUAAACUUUGUCAUGAUUAUAAAGAAGUGACGAGAGAUACUACUACCAAACAUCACCUGCUAUUUCAGAAGAAAAGGGUCAUAUUGACGACGACAAAACAUCCAACUCAUCCAGAAAGAAGUCUCGGACCGUAUUCUCACGGAGUCAGGUUUACCAACUAGAAUCGACGUUUGACAUGAAACGUUACCUUAGCAGUACAGAACGAGCUAGUCUCUCCUCCAGUCUCCAGCUGACAGAUAUACAGGUGAAAACUUGGUUCCAGAAUCGGAGGAACAAGUGGAAACGUCUGCUUUCUGCGGAGAUAGAGGCGGUGAACAUGGCUCAUGCGUCAUCCGCACAAACUCUGGUUGGGAUGCCGUUCUUCUUCAAAGAGAAUUUCCAGCUACGGAUUCCUGUCCCUGGAUCAAUGACUUUCCCUACACCUCUAUAUUAUCCCGGGAGCAACAUGCAAGCUUUACCUUUGUACAAUUUUUAUAAUAAAAUUGAAUAG